Messenger RNA from Sciurus carolinensis (gray squirrel), 3469 nucleotides. RefSeq names its product down-regulator of transcription 1 (gene Dr1). The record is from RefSeq and is a predicted model, not a curated record. The transcript is spliced from 3 exons. Gene Ontology annotation, cellular component: negative cofactor 2 complex. NCBI's taxonomy places the organism in Eukaryota, Metazoa, Chordata, Mammalia, Rodentia, Sciuridae. Bases 704 to 1234 code for a protein of 176 amino acids. Gene Ontology annotation, biological process: negative regulation of transcription by RNA polymerase II; positive regulation of transcription by RNA polymerase II; RNA polymerase II preinitiation complex assembly. Gene Ontology annotation, molecular function: general transcription initiation factor activity; protein heterodimerization activity; core promoter sequence-specific DNA binding.
GCAAACCUUCCCCGGCCUCUGGAGGGACCACCGUUGCUGUAGUCUUGGCUUCCACGAUCUGCGUUCGAGCUAAACGGCCAUAGCGGCCACCACUGAAGCUUCCCUUGUGCUCGGUUUUGACUGUACUCAUUCCUGGGUGGCCGCCGCCGUUCUAGCUGCGGCCGCGGCCGACAUGUUGUGAGGCGGCGGCGCGGGUGUCUGCAGGAUGGUUUGGCCGAGGCGGCGGCAACGGCUGCUGGCGGCGGCGGCGGCAGCGGCAGCAGCAGCAACAGCAGCGGGGACUCGGGCUCUGUAGACCCGAGCCCGGUGGGUGUCUGCCCGGUACCGCGGCGAAGCCAGUUCCUCUGGAUCCUGCCUCUGCGCCAGCACUGUUGGGGAAAGCGUGGGCAAUAGCACCCACACUUCUGAGGUGGUUCCCCAGCCACUCAAAAUUUCCGGACCAUCCUUCGCUUCCCCUCCCUAAGUCGGACGGUGCUGUCCCUAGAAUCCUCAGUCCCCCGACUUUACUCUAACUCGCCCUAAAUCUCUCAGUCGGGUGUUCCUCGCCCUCUGGAGUCCGCUCCUCCCCCUUUUUCCAUUUUCUGCACCCUCUUCUAAGAGCGCCCCUCGGAUCACUCAGAGGGCGGCCUUUUGAGAAGUCUCCGUGGAGUUCUGGACUAAAGCCUGGGAGUUUUUAAAAGUCGGGGAUAGAAAGGAAGGUACGAUGGCUUCUUCUUCUGGCAACGAUGAUGAUCUCACUAUCCCAAGAGCUGCUAUCAAUAAGAUGAUCAAAGAGACUCUCCCCAAUGUCCGGGUGGCCAACGAUGCCCGGGAGCUGGUGGUGAACUGCUGCACCGAAUUCAUUCACCUUAUAUCUUCUGAAGCCAAUGAAAUUUGCAACAAAUCGGAAAAGAAGACCAUCUCACCAGAGCACGUCAUACAAGCACUAGAAAGUUUGGGAUUUGGCUCUUACAUCAGUGAAGUAAAAGAAGUCCUACAAGAAUGCAAGACAGUAGCAUUAAAAAGAAGAAAGGCCAGUUCUCGUUUGGAAAACCUUGGCAUUCCGGAAGAAGAGUUAUUAAGACAGCAACAGGAAUUAUUUGCAAAAGCAAGACAGCAACAAGCAGAAUUGGCCCAACAGGAAUGGCUUCAAAUGCAGCAAGCUGCUCAACAAGCCCAACUUGCUGCUGCCUCAGCCAGUGCAUCUAAUCAGGCAGGAUCUUCUCAAGAUGAAGAAGAUGAUGAUGAUAUCUGAAAUUCACCAGCUGAGUUUGUGUUUCCUCUAUAAAUGUUUUUUCUUGCACAACAAAACAGUAAUUACAGCUUAUCUGUAAUUUUGUAUACAUCUUGGUGGACUUGCCAAUUGGUAUUCUAGGGAUGUCUGCUGUUAAGUUUCAUCUAUUGUGUGCUAUACAUGUAAAAAUUAUAUCUUUGAACUAUUGAAAAUUUAAGGUUCAGAAUAUCAAUUUUGAAUUUUUAAUGGCGUUUAUGAAAUUUUAGAUAGCAGUGAGCCCUUUAUUUGAUCAAUAAACAGUGUUACAGAAAACUUCAAGUUUAUAAAAAUACAGUGGAAUUUAUACAGAAGCUCUUAAUCUGCAUUUGCAUUUCCUCUGCCCUUUUAACCAAAUUAAAAUUGGGAAUUUUAAAUUGAGGUGGGAUGCAGUGUGAUGCAGAAUAAAUUGAAUCAGUUUGAUGAAAAAAAGAGUUCAGUUAUGUAGUAUCUGAAUUUUUUGUCUUUUAAAAUGAGUAUAUACACAGGCAAUAAACAUGCUCAGAUAAAUAUACUUAUUUAGAGAAACUUCAUAAAAAGACAUUUAAAAACUAGGAAGGCGUGUGUUCAGUAGUCGUUGUAUGAAUUUGACGAGUUAUGUUUUUUAUUUUUUGUUUUGUGUAGAGGUAAAAACUAGUUUUAUUAUAGCAUAAUUUAUCUUGAGCUACACUAUUACAUUUCAAAGACUGCCCAAUUUUGAAGACUGUCAUAAUUCUUACUAUUUCACUCCAGUUAAAAUACUUGUUAUAGUAUUACUUGCUUAGUCCAUCCAUGUUUAUAUUGUUCAAGUAUAUAGGUGGGACUUGUGAAACAAUUGCUUCCGUUGGUUUAACUGAGGUUCAUGAAUCUUCAGACCUUUGCUAGGGAAAAGAAAUGAAAGCUGAUGGGCAUGCUUGCUAUGAAAGAGGGCUUUUUAAAAAAUUUAACUUGUAGUUGUAGUUUACUUACUGUUUGUUUUUAGCAUUACAUUUACAUUUUCUUGACUAGAUGGCCUAGAGAAUCCCAUCACUACCUUUUGAAAUGACAUCAUUGUCUCCAUCAAAAUUGAAUGAUAGCUUAAAAAAAAAAAGUUUGAUUUUGUUUGAGAGAGUGUCAUAUCUGAUCAGCCCUAUACAAAAAGAGUAGUUUCAAUCUGCUCAUUAAAGGGGAGAAACUUUAAUUUGGUUCCAAUAAAUAAUACGGUAGUGAUUAUUAUAGGAAACCAGCAUAUUGAAGAAAAAUGACACAUUGUAUUUUGGAAACAAAGGAAAAGCUAUUUAAAAUAAUAUGAAGUAAUUAAAUUCCUAUGUCAGUUGCCAAAUCAUUUAAAUUUCUAUAUUCCCCUAGCCCAAAAAUAGAUUCUAGCUGCCAGGAUUCCAAUUUUAAUUGGAGAGCUAAAUAAGUAAAAUUUAUAAGUAUUAGAUUUCUUAAUCAUAUUUUGCAUUUUUAAAAAAAGGGAAAUAUAUACUUAUCAAAAACAUUUCCCCCAUGUAAGGAAAAGGUUAAUAAUUUUGCUGAAUGUUUCAAGUUGAGGUUACUUGGAGUUACUUCCUGGAUGUCAUAUCCUUGAAGUAUGUUUGAAUGAGAUGGAAUUGUUUUUUUAAAAAGUUUGAGUACCAAAGGUAGUCUAGUCUAGAGAAAUAAGAAGUUAAUAAGUGUUGGCUUUUCCAAUUUGUACUGUAACAUCCUUAGACCUUUUUUUUUUUUUUUUUUUUUUUUUUUUUUUGGAGUGUAUCCAUUUCUCAAGUAAACAACUUAGAUAUUUUUCCAUACCUUUUUCUUUCUGAUGCAGAGUUCAGGUUAAUUAAUAUUUUACUGCAUCUGAUAAUGUAUUAUAUGUUUGAAGCCUAGUGACUUUUCAUUUUGACAUUCUUGUGAUUUCAUAUGCUGUAUUCUUCAAGCAAUAAAAUUCUGAUGUGUUUUAUAAAUUGUUUUUAUAUUUAAUGAUCUAUAGGGAGAUAUCUAUCACUAUUUUUACUAGUUUCAGGAAUGUUAGACCCAAAAGACAUUUUGGUCAUUUGCUAUAUUUCUCGUUUGUUUACUGUUAUUUCAGAAAAUGUGAUUUUACUUGUGUUUUUGUAAUUUACAACAAGGCAUAACAAAACUAAUUAAGCAGUAUUUUAUUUUUAGCAUUUUAAAAGUCACUGUUAUAUGUUGCCAGUCAUUAAAACUUUUUAGUCUUUUGGAGACAAAAACAAAAUCUUAAGAGUUUUUGAGAAAUAAAGUUGUCAUUUAGUAAAA